Molecule: messenger RNA, 2934 nt
Organism: Ochlerotatus camptorhynchus
Lineage: Eukaryota; Metazoa; Arthropoda; Insecta; Diptera; Culicidae
Gene: Hs3st-B
Product: Heparan sulfate 3-O sulfotransferase-B
Exons: 4
Coding region: 1382-2488 (368 amino acids)
Molecular function (GO): [heparan sulfate]-glucosamine 3-sulfotransferase activity
Source: RefSeq, a predicted model, not a curated record
AUAAGAACAUCACGGUGGUUGCCGGUCGAAUCGCUAUCAUUCCACGCGCGAGGAGGCGGAGGGAAUCAGAAUUGUGGGAUUGCUCUGCCCGCGGCGCAGCUUCCUCCUGAUUAAGAAGGUUGAAAAGAGUUUCCAGCCAAUGUGUGUGUCGUCUACAGUCUACAGGUUCGAAGCGUGUAACACAUCCGGGACGCGUUGUGCUAGGAAAAGGAAAUUCCUUGAGUGAACAGGAAACCGGGUCGUCAUCGUCGUUGACAUUCGACGUUGCUGUGCGCUUCCACCCAGCAGGUGAGGGAUAGGCUGGGAAGCGAAUGUAUCGUAGAAGGUCACAGCUGGUUAUGUUGUGAAUCUAGGCCUGUGCAGAAGAAACAAAAAAAAAAUCCCCGAGAGAAUCGAUAGAACGUCGUGUGAGCAUCGUAGGAGAUACAGUUACAAGACUGUUUUGGGUAAAGUUACGUUGCCUGCUGCUCGCUACACACAGUGAGUGCCGCGCUUUGAAUGGGGAAAAGUUUUCCCUUGUGUCUGAGAACGGCGAAGAAAAGCUCGAUGCUGAAAUCGAGUCCGCCCUCCGCUGUUGAAGGGCUGUCAUCGUUCGAGUUUCCAAUAAUCGAUCCUAUAAAAUAAGGAAAACAGAGAAAAGCACAACAACAGAAAACGAAAAAAAAACCUUCAUGAAAUGGCGUGACACUACAAUUUCUACCCGAUUCAUCUUCGAAUCUUCGCCAGGGUUCUCGAGCCGGGUGGGGGUGCUGAAGUGAGUAGUUGUUCUGCUACAGAGUGACACAGACACAGCGAUGUGCUUGCUUGUACCCACUCCGUAGUAUUAAGUGUUUAUAUCUAUUUCACAAGCGUCGCGUCGGGUUGGUUGGGUCGAACCAAUAAGGCAAUGGCAAGUGGCUCGGAAAACUGCCUCGUCGCCGUCCUUGUAGUCACUGUCUUUCGAAGUUGAAUGGUCGAUGGAUGCUGGCUUCACCAGUAGCGCUAGAGAAACAUAGCUCUCUUCGAUGGUGGUGAAAAGUGUACUGAAAUAAUCAUUCUCACCGCCGUGCUAUACAGCACCACGUGGCGUCUCGUGAAACAACGUGCUCUACUUACGGCACUUUGUCUAAUUCAGUGAACAGCGGAAGGCAGCAAAACGGGAGGAAGUGAGUAGUGAGGGGAAGACAUUCCGGCUCUGGAGUAAAGGAUUAUACCCAGAAGCAGAACCGAAGGGAUCGUGCCGAAAAUUAAUAAAACACCAACCAACCAGCCGUCAUCGGCGCCGGUAGCACGCGAAGGUUUUACCUCGUUUGCGAAAAAGAAGUCGAGAAAGGAUAACGGUGGAGGAUCACAACGGAAACAGUUCCGGACCUGCUGCACAGCACACAGAAAUACACCAGGAAUGUUCUACAAAUGGUAUUCCAAUCUGAGUAAUCGUACGAUCGCGAUUACCAUCGUCGUCUGCAUCUGCAUGCUGUACGUCUCCUACACAUUCAACACAUGCCUGAUUGCGAGCAUCAAUCGGACGUGGAAGAAAGCCCACACGAGCUUCACCACGAUGACCACGCCCACGGAGGAAACCGAAGCACCACAGAUCAAAAUCCUCGGCUCGAUCGUCCGGAUAGUUCCGCUCACCGGUGAUGGCACCGGGUUCGACUCGAAAGGUCUUCUCGUCAAUGCCUCCGACGGGUCGCCAAAGUAUCGCUUCUUGAGGCAACAGGGUCUGCGUCCAUCUCGGCACCUCCCAGACGCUCUGAUCAUCGGAGUCAAGAAGAGUGGAACCCGAGCCCUGCUCGAGUUCAUCCGCCUUCACCCGGACGUCCGAGCUGCGGGAUGUGAAGUGCACUUCUUCGAUCGACACUACUCCAAGGGUCUCCACUGGUACCGGCACCACAUGCCACCGACUAUCGAAGGUCAAAUCACCAUGGAGAAGACCCCCAGCUACUUCAUUACCAAGGAAGCACCCAAACGGGUCUACCACAUGAAUCCAAGCACCAAAUUGCUGGUGGUCGUCCGAGACCCGGUGACCCGUGCCAUCUCCGACUACACACAAGCCCGCAGCAAAAAAAAAGACAUGAAGCGGUUCGAAGAGUUGGCCUUCCUCAACGGGACCUCCGGUGGAAUCGUGGAUACAACGUGGGGUCCCGUCAAGAUCGGCGUCUAUGCGAAGCACCUGGAACGGUGGCUCGAGUACUUCCCGCUCUCCCAGCUGAUCUUCGUCAGUGGCGAGCGGCUGAUCGCCGAUCCAGCGGUGGAAAUCGGACGAGUCCAAGACUUCCUCGGACUCAAGCGGGUAGUGAACGAGAAACAUUUCUACUUCAACUCAACCAAAGGCUUCCCAUGUCUGCUCAAAUCCGAGGAACGAUCAUCGCCACACUGUCUGGGGAAGACGAAGGGUCGCAAUCAUCCACGGAUCGAACCGCCGGCAAUCGAACGAUUACGAGAGUUCUAUCAACCGUUCAAUCUCAAGUUCUAUCAGCUGACGGGGAUAAAUUUCGGGUGGCCCUGAGGGAUUCUGCCCCACCGAAGCGUUGGUAGUUAGGUGUACAUAAAGCUAUUGAAAUUAUAAACAAAACAAAUACUGACGCAAACUAGGUUUAGCUAAACAAACUCAUUCCUGCAAAUGACAUGUUUUUGUAAAUAAUAACCAAAGAAAAAGAACCAAAUUUGUCGCAAUCGGAAUGACUUUUUUUUAUACCAAAAAAUAAUAACACGGAACAAAGCUCUGUCAUCUCUAGCGAUAGGAUUCAUUAGGGGUCAAUUAGAACUGAACCAAUACCAAAAAUCAAACAAAAAGAAAACCAACCUACAAUUCUCCCAGACGAAGGUUUAAUACAAGAAGCAAAUAGUGUAAAUUUAUCUUGCACUGAUAAGAGAAAUACAAAACUACAUUCGCACAAACUCUAUACAAAACUCCACCAAAUCGUAAGGUCUGCGCCGAUCUUGGAUGGCAUG